This is a messenger RNA of Rotaria sp. Silwood1, 2409 nucleotides long. The record is from the annotation of a GenBank genome assembly. Lineage: Eukaryota; Metazoa; Rotifera; Eurotatoria; Philodinida; Philodinidae.
AUGCUCAAUCGAGAUUAUGUAAAUGGAUUAAUACAUAAUGAUGAUGCUUUUACAUUCUUAAGAUGUGAUCGAUCUUCGCCAGCAUUUUGGGAAUUAAAGAAAAAGGAAGUUAUGGCGAUGAUCAGACAGUUAGGAUGUCCAACACUAUUUUUAACAUUAUCAGCAGCAGAAACAAAGUGGUCAGAACUAAUUGUAAUAUUAACUCAAGUGUUGGAAAAUAAAGUAAUAACAUUAGAGGAGGCAGAAAACAUGAGCUAUGAAAAAAAGUGCGAUUUAAUAAGACAAGAUCCGGUAACAUGUGUUCGUUAUUUUGAACAUAGAUUAAAAUGUUUAUGGGAAAUAUUAUCGGCUCCUUGUGGUCCAUUUCAAGGCUAUGAAUUAGUAGACAAAUAUGUCAGAACUGAAUUCCAAGUUCGUGGUUCACCACAUGUUCAUGCUCUACUAUGGUUAAAGAAUGCUCCAAAAUAUGACGAAAAUAAUCCUGAAUCAAUUGAAAGAUGUAUAGAAUUUAUUGAUAAAUUGAUUUCGGUUAGUUCUAAGCCAACGGAAUUUUCUGAAGAAUUUAUCAAUUUACAACGUCAUAAGCACUCACAUACUUGUAAAAAAUAUGUAAAAGAUUGUAUUAAAUGUCGUUUUGGUAUUCCAUAUUUUCCAAUGAGAAAAACGAUGAUUUUAGAACCAUUUAGUGACGAUGAAAAGUUAACUAAGAAAGAACGUGAAGAGAUCAGCAAAAAUAGACAGAAUGUAAUCAAAGAACUUGACAAAAUAUCAAAAGAUCAAGAUAAUUCAUUAACUUUUGAAGAAUUCUUGAAACAUGUAAAUAUGAAUGAAGAAGAAUAUAUUAAAAUAAUUCGAGCUGAAUUAAAAAAACCGAAAGUAUUCUUGAAACGUGCUCCAAAUGAAAUCAGAAUCAAUGCAUACAAUCCAAUGAUAAUGUCAUUGCACAAAGCAAAUAUGGACAUUCAGUUCAUUCUUGAUCCUUAUGCAUGCUCAAUGUAUUGUGUUGACUACAUUAGCAAAUCUGAAAAUGGAAUGUCUAAACUUCUAAGAGAAGCAUUGAAUGAGCUAAAAAAAGGCAAUAAUACAGUCAGAGAACGUCUUAGAGUUAUUGCAAAUAAAUUUUUGAAUUCAAGUGAAAUUUCAGCACAAGAAGCUGUCUAUCAUAUUUUAAGUAUUCCACUUUCAACCAGCAGCAGAAGUACUGUAUUUAUUAAUACCAAUAGACCCGAAAACAGAAUUUCUAUGGUCAAAUCAGAUGAAGUUCUUCAGAAACUGGAGCCUGAUUCAAAAGAUGUUUUUCUUCAAGGCUUAAUUGAUAUGUAUAUAAAUAGGCCUGAAGAAAUGAAAAAUAUCUGUUUGGCUGAUUUUGCUUCAUUGUAUAAUGUAUCAAAAAAACAAACAAACAACGUUCAGAUUACGGAAAAUUCUGAUGAUGAAGAUGUCAUUGACAAUGAAAUUGAUGAAAAAAGUGUUGCUCUAAAGAUGAAAAAUGGAAAAGGAUGGAUUAAAAAAAGAACAAAGGAAAAAAUAAUAAGAUUCAGAAACUUUAAGCUACAUCAAGAUCCUGAAAAUUAUUACAGAGAGCAGCUGAUGCUAUUUCUGCCAUGGAGUAAUGAGGAAAAGGAUCUUAUUCAUAUAAAUCAUGAAGAGACAUUUGAAUUAAAUAAAGAUUUGAUUCGACAGAAAAGAUCUGAAUAUGUUCAUCGUGAAGCCAAUGAAUUCGAGCAAGCUUUUGAAGAGCAUAUGGAAAGAGAAAUUGAAAAUAAUAUCGAUGAUACAAAUAUUGAAUAUGAUCAAGAUAAGAAUGAAUUUCUCAUUUAUGAAAUAGGAAAUAAUGAAGGCGAUAUCUUUGUUGAAAUGGGAAUAAAUACUCGAACUGAAAAAAUCGAACAUUUUAAUGUUCCCAAAAUGAUACCAGAUGCUGAUUAUCAGCGAUUGAUGAGAAGUCUCAAUAGCAAUCAAAGAAGAUAUACUUUAAAUGUGAUGAAUUUGAUAAAAAAUGGAGAUAAGCAAUUUUUUCAUUUUAUUAAUGGCGGUGCAGGUGUUGGCAAAAGUACUUUGAUCAAAGCAGUAUAUCAAUCGAUACUGAGAUUUUAUAAUUCUCUUCCUGGAUCUAAUCCAGAAACUAUUCGUACUGCAAUCUGUGCGCCAACUGGCAAAGCAGCAGCACUAAUUGAUGGAAUGACGUUGCAUUCAUUUUUAAGUUUACCAGUUAAUCAAUGCAAACAUAAACUCGUUAAACUAGACAGUGAUAUUUCAAAUAGAAUUGGAGUGAAAUUGAAAGAUCUACAAGAAGGAUGUCAUAAUAUCCAUAACUCGGGUAUCGAGAUUUUAUUCAUAGGUAUUAGGGUAUCUAUUCGAUCCAUUUCUCAUUAUUCACACGCACAUAAACUUGAGCAAUUUGAGUGA